CACUUUUAAAAUCGAGGCACAUGCCGCUUCGGAAGAUCGGCAUAUGCCACGCUUGCAAGACGUGGUAAUUGUGGCGUGUGCCAAGUACACGCCAAACAACGCGAGAAGAUUUCUUCCGCAUGCGACGCUGCAGCCGGUGGAGUCGUCUUGCCCUCCUCGUCGUCGUCGCUGCGUGGGCCGCGUUCGAGCAGGCCGCAGCCACGAUCGUCAUCGGGCCCAGCACGUCCCCGGAUGCUCUGCGCGCGCUCUUCCAUUGCGCCAGCCGGCAAUGGAUCGGCCGCUACAACGAACUGUACCAAGAGUGCGUAUUUGCAAAUGCGUCCGAGAGCCUGCUCAUCGCCAACACUACCAUCGACGCUACGGCCCUCUUCGUGCAGGACCACGGACCGUUCGCCGUGCACAUUGAACUAGGCAUCCAGCUCAAUCGGACGUCCGGCGCGCUUCGCCUCGAGAAUGCAACGCUUCUCGCGUCGGCUGUCUUUAUCGACGCCACCAACGUCUCGCUGGACGCAGCGUCGGCCAUCAACACGACGGCCAACGGCCUCCGCUUCGGACCUGGCUACAGCUCUUACGUGCCCAUGGGCAGCGCGUACGGCGGCCUCGGCGGCUACACGCUUUCGCAUGCUUCGUUCGCGGUCCCCGGGUCGUGCGACGACAUUGACCGCGACGGCGCGUACACCAAGCCGAUCGGCGACCUCUUUGGGCACGUGAUGGACUUUCGCGGCUACGGCAGCGGCGGCAGCGAGGCCGACAGCACGCGCGGCGGCGGUCGCAUUGCGCUCAACGUGUCGGCGACACUGCAGCUCGACGGCCGCCUCUUGGCCGACGGCGGCUUCGACGCGACCGCCAGCACCAGCUCGGGCGCCGGCGGCACCGUCGUCGUUCAAGCAUCCGCCAUGCGCGGCUCCGGAGCCAUCCACGCCGUCGGUGGCCAGGCCACGGCGCCCGAUAGCAGCGGGCGCGGCGGUGGUGGCGGCGGAGGCGGCGGCCGCAUUUUCUUACAAGUGGCCACCGCGCUGCCGCCGACGAUCGACGUCGCUGCGUUUGGCGGGCGCCACGCGUCGCCCGUGGACGACAACUUAUGGUGCCAAGAAGGCAGCGCCGGCACGAUCCUCUUUGUGACGCAGCGCGACACGACGGUCGACGGCCAGCUCGUCAUCAAAGAGCGCGAUGGGCCGCCAAAGCCUCCGAGUCGGCUUCUCGUGGGCACGCCACUCUUCUACUGGACGAGCCGCCGCGAGCACAUGCUGCCACCGUGGCUCACGUCCAUCCUCGUCGCUGGCCAGAGUCUCUUGAUUGCCAGCACUGUGCUCCUCGAGCGUGGCACCGUGAAAACCUCUAUCCUCCUCGAGGCGAGCGCCGCUUGGGCCAACGCCGCCAACAACAGCACGCUGCACGGCAGUGCCGCCAACAUAACGCUCCAUGGUUACGUGGGGCCGCUGCCCGUGCGCGCGUACGAGCGAGGUCGCGUCGUGCUCACCGCUGGAGACCUCGUCCUCGGCGGUGCCGUCAUUGACGCCGCGCAAUUGGAGCUGCGCGCCGAUGUCGGCAGCGUCUCCGCCGACGACGACUGCACCUUGCGCUUCGACGACCGUGUGUUUGUGGCGUCGGCGACUGAUCUCGACGUCCGCGGCGCGGUUGAGCUGCCGCCGUCGCACCAUAAGCAGCGGUGGCGCCGAGCGCCGAGCAUCGUCCUCGAGAGCCAGCGCCACGCGCAUGUGGCGUGGCAGCCGUCCCUCUCGCUGGCGUCCGUCGAUGUGGCGGUGCGCGCAGCCAACCAAUCGGCGCUGACGAUCCACGGGCCGCUGCGCCGGUUGCGCGUCGACGCUGCCACGAUUGUGUUUGCAGGCGGUGCCAACGGCUCGUCCACGGUGUUUCCCCACGAAAGUCGGGAUGUUUGUCGGUCCUGGCCCGUCUCGGACGACUGCUCCGUCGGAGACUACCAACUUGCGCUCGUGGCCACGACGUCACUCGUGGUCGCCGAUGUCCAUGCGAGCUCGGUGCUUCUUUGCGCACCAAACGUCCACGUUGGAGGCUCGGGUGUGAGCGCUGACGGCCUCGGCUGCAAGGAAGACGGCCCCGGUGUCUCGACCGAGCUGGACGGUGCCAGUGGAGGGGCCGGACACGGCGGGCGAGGCGGCAACGUCGAGCCUGGCGAUCGCGGUGGCGGUGCCACCUGUGACGCGUCGUGGCCUGGCAGCGGUGCGGCCGGCGAGUCGACCGGCGGCCUCGGCGGCGGCCUCGUACUGCUCCGUGCCACGACGCUGGCGCUCGAUAGCCGCCUCAGCGUCCGCGGCGGCAACGGAACGGCAGGCGGCGGCGGCGGCGCCGGUGGCAGCUUGCUCCUCUUUCUCAAGGAGCUGCAGGGCAAGGGGUCCCUCGACGUCAGUGGCGGCGCGGGAUCGUCAACGCCCGAGCGGCACGGCGGCGGUGGUGGCGGCGGUGUCGUGCGAAUUGCUUACGCGCCCGACGGCAGCGGGCAAAAGUACCUCGGAACCGUCAACGUCGGCGGCGGGUCCAGCGCUGGCCAAACCGGCUACGACGGGAUCACGGCCGGUCUCAACUGCGUCGCAGGCUGCGGCGGUGUCUUCUGUGCGCCGUGCGCCGCGGGCCAAGCGAGUGCCGUCGCCAACGGGACGUGUGAACCCUGCGCAAUGGGCACCUUCAGUCCGAACCCGGGCUCGACCGCCUGCACGGACUGCGCGCCCGGGUCCUUCAACCCCACGAUCGGCUCGACCGCGUGCUUUGCGUGCGCCAAAGGCCAGUUUGCCGCCGAUGCCGCGGCCACCGCCUGCGCGGCAUGUCCGCCCGGCAGCAUGAGUCCGGAGAAAGGGACCGUGCACUGCACCUUGUGCCCGAUCGGCAGCACCGCGCCGAGGGCUGGGAGCGCCAACUGCGAGCUCUGCGACGUCGGACACACGACUCCGGCAGUUUGCAGCCUCGCUUGCGUCCCGUGCGACUCCAAGCCGUACCACGCCAGCUACAACCAGAACGGGACGUGUCACUACAUGUGCGAGAAGGGCCGCGUCGGGCUCAAGUGCCUCACGCCGUUCGAGCAGCUCGUCGCGCCCAUAGGCGGCCCCCUCGGCUUUGUGCUGCUCUGCCUCGGCUCGAUUGGGCUCAUUUUCGCGGGCUAUGGCAUGCUCUCGUACCGCGGCCCGCCCGCCUCGCGCCGGCUCAAGCAUGGCAUGGGCCGCCGCGACAAGCUCGUGCUCGUUCUGCGUCCUCCGACAGUGUUGGCGGUGCCGACGCCGCCCGCGUCACCGCCCGCUGCAGACGCGAGCAUGUCGUCGAUCCGGUACGCAGCGCUCUUUGCGCCCGAGCCCAAGGCCGUCGCGCUCGAAGAGGCGGUGGGACUCAUCGAUGACGCGCCGGCAAUGACGCAGCCGACGUGGCGGCAGCAACUGCGGCGGACACUGGACUCGAUUGCGCCGACGCAUGUGGCGGUGACGCCCGAUUUGCUGCGCUGCGCGUGGGGCCGCCCCCUCUCGUUCCUGGCGCUUCUAGUGGCCGAUUUCUUGCUGUGGUUUUGGCUCGCGCUGCAGUUCUUCUGCAUCCAGGUCGGCGACCCCACGCUGCACGAAGCCGGCUGCUCCCACGCGGCGCUCGUGCUCGUGCUCAGCGUCAUGCCGCUGGCGGUGCUUGGCGCGCCGCUGCUGGGCCUUGCGUUCGUCUUUGGGAAGCGGUCGUCCGUCGGGCGCCUCUUUGUGCUCUGGACGGCCACGUGCUACUGGAAUGCUGCGACCGCGUUUUGCUGCGGCGUCUACUACUCGGCCUAUCUUGGCGACUCGGUCCUCGGGCUCUCGCUCGCGUGCGUCAAGUGGCUCGAAGGGCGCUGGGCGCUGCGGUUCCUCGCGCAGUUUGAGAGUGAUCGCAGCGGCCGCGGCUGGGCCGGCCUCUUUACGACGCGCGACUACUACGACUGCGCCGACCGGCCUCUCGGGCGCUGGCUGGCUACCUAG
Saprolegnia diclina VS20 is the source of this 3962-nucleotide messenger RNA. RefSeq lists its product as hypothetical. The transcript is spliced from 9 exons. The record is from RefSeq and is a predicted model, not a curated record. Lineage: Eukaryota; Oomycota; Saprolegniomycetes; Saprolegniales; Saprolegniaceae. Bases 120 to 3962 code for a protein of 1280 amino acids.